GAAGAUCAGAAUCCACUCAUUUUGACUGAAGGCUAUCUCUUCAAACAAAUUCCAAAUCAUCCCAACAACAGAAAAUAGUGAUCAAAGCUCAUGGCAUCUCUUGCAACCGUCGCCGCCGUGAAACCAUCCGUCGCCGUAAAAGGCCUUGGCGGCAGCUCACUCGCCGGAGCCAAGCUCUCAUUCAAGCCUUCCCGCCUAAGCAUCAAAACCAAAUCCAUCCGGUCUGGUGGUGUGGUGGCUAAGUAUGGAGACAAAAGUGUCUACUUUGACUUAGAAGAUUUGGGAAACACAACAGGUCAAUGGGAUCUAUACGGCUCUGAUGCUCCUUCUCCUUACAACCCUCUUCAGAGCAAGUUCUUUGAGACAUUCGCUGCACCAUUCACAAAGAGAGGUUUGCUCCUCAAGUUCUUGAUUCUCGGAGGAGGAUCUUUGCUCACAUAUGUCAGCGCUUCCUCCACCGGUGAUGUUCUUCCCAUCAAGAGAGGUCCUCAGGAGAAGCCUAAGCUCGGUCCUCGCGGCAAACUCUGAUUUAGAUUCAUGCAUCUUUGUUACCUUCUCUCCCUCCUUAUAAUCUCAUAAACAUUUCUCAAUACUACAAACCCUUCAAAUGACUUUUGAUUUUAUGUUACAUAUAUCUCUUUCCCUAAUUUUACAAAAUAAAUAUUCUUCUCAAGAGUAUUGACUUGCUGCUGGACUCCUUGUGGUUCCAUGAGAUUCAAGAUAAGAGCUACUCUUCUUGUUGUUAGCCAUGAUCAUGGUGGAUACUCUGGUCAACAGUUUCUUGCCUGAAUCUAUGAGUGGUGCAUCGUUCUUGUCUUCCAUAUCCCAUUGCAUUACCUCAGACAGUGAGAUGGGAGCCUUCUGUUUUAUCGGUCUCUCCUCUAAAAGACAAAAGUUUUUUUCUUCUUCUUCCUUCUUAGGACUCUCUGUUUCUUUCACUAUAUAUCUCUUACAAAUCAAGUUUUCAGGGUGCUGACUUAGCUGAUCAGCUUGAAGAACAUCUUCUAUCCUUGACAAUACCGUGUGUGCCAAGCUUUCAAGAACUCUUGAAUAACUUUCCAUUAUUGCUAACCCUAUAUCCUACAAAAAAAAAUAGUUUGUUUAAGACAGAACAUAAACAAGUUAACUCUUAAAAUGUGAUUUUGGAACAUGUUUUUGAUUGAUUACUUUGUUGAAUUGUAUCUUGCUGAUGUCAAGUGUGGAUUGAGAGAUUCCUGGGAAUCUUAGUUUGAUAAGAAGCAAGAUGGUUUCUGCUCUUU
Eruca vesicaria subsp. sativa (arugula) is the source of this 1259-nucleotide messenger RNA. The record is from the annotation of a GenBank genome assembly. NCBI's taxonomy places the organism in Eukaryota, Viridiplantae, Streptophyta, Magnoliopsida, Brassicales, Brassicaceae.